This is a messenger RNA of Zea mays, 5292 nucleotides long. RefSeq lists its product as uncharacterized. Gene Ontology annotation, cellular component: cytosol; chloroplast stroma; mitochondrion. Gene Ontology annotation, biological process: tyrosyl-tRNA aminoacylation. The record is from RefSeq and is a predicted model, not a curated record. The transcript is spliced from 2 exons. Bases 72 to 1562 code for a protein of 496 amino acids. NCBI's taxonomy places the organism in Eukaryota, Viridiplantae, Streptophyta, Magnoliopsida, Poales, Poaceae. Gene Ontology annotation, molecular function: tyrosine-tRNA ligase activity; RNA binding; ATP binding.
GCGAGCCGUCAAGGGAUUUGUCUCUAUCACCAGCGCACGGCCGAGAAUACUUCCUCUUCCUCCUUCCCACGAUGGCCGCCACCGCCAUGGCCGCCGCCGCCGCCGCCUCGCGGGCCUUCCUGCGCCCGCACCGUUGCCUCCUCCUCCCACACACCCAUCCGCUUCGCCGCCGUCUCUCCACCAACGCUACUGCUUCCGCUCCCGCCGCCACCGCCGCGUCGCCCGGCGUCGUGGACGUGCUCAUGAAGCGAGGACUCGUCGAGGCCAUCACCUCGGAGGCGCUCGCCGCAGCGCGUCCAGGGGAGCUCAAGGUUUACUGCGGCUUCGACCCUACCGCCGAGAGCCUGCAUCUCGGUAACCUCCUCGGCCUGGUCGCGCUCUCCUGGUUCCGCCGAUGCGGCCACACCGCCGUCGCGCUCAUCGGUGGCGCCACUGGCCGCGUUGGCGAUCCCUCGGGAAAGAGUUCCGAGCGCCCGGAGCUCGGCAUAGCUGCCGUCGAGGGCAACUCCGACGCCAUUAAGUCCCUCGUCGCCCAGAUUCUCGGCCGCGUCCCGGAGCCUGCCCACCGUUCCCACUCCGGUCAAAAAGAGUUGUCUUUGGACAAUUCAGCGAAUUCGUCACAGACAAUGGGUUCUUUUUUGAUCCUCGACAACUACGACUGGUGGAAGGACAUCACGCUGCUGGAUUUCCUGAGAGAGGUGGGCCGUUUUGCACGCGUGGGUACAAUGAUCGCCAAGGAGAGCGUCAAGAAGCGUCUUGCGUCGGAAGACGGGAUGAGCUACACCGAGUUUACCUACCAGCUGCUGCAGGGCUACGACUUCCUUUACAUGUUCAAGAAUAUGGGUGUCAAUGUGCAGAUCGGGGGCAGCGAUCAGUGGGGGAACAUCACAGCGGGAACUGAGUUGAUCAGAAAAAUCUUGCAGGUUGAAGGGGCGCAUGGACUCACAUUCCCACUUCUGCUGAAGAGCGACGGUACCAAAUUUGGAAAGACGGAGGAUGGGGCAAUCUGGCUCUCUUCGAAGAUGCUUUCUCCUUACAAGUUCUAUCAGUACUUCUUUGCGGUGCCAGACAUCGAUGUCAUCAGGUUUAUGAAGAUCCUGACGUUCCUGAGCUUGGAUGAGAUUCUGGAGCUAGAAGACUCGAUGAAGAAGCCUGGCUAUGUGCCAAACACUGUUCAGAAGAGGCUUGCAGAAGAGGUGACGCGAUUUGUUCAUGGCGAGGAGGGAUUGGAGGAGGCAUUGAAGGCAACCGAGGCCUUGAGACCUGGUGCUCAGACACAAUUGGAUGCACAAACAAUUGAGGGGAUAGCAGAUGAUGUGCCUUCAUGCUCUUUAGCUUAUGAUCAAGUGUUCAAGUCUCCACUUAUUGAUUUGGCUGUUUCCACAGGUUUGCUCACUAGUAAGUCAGCAGUUAAGCGGCUUAUUAAGCAAGGUGGUCUGUACUUGAAUAACGUGAGGAUUGAUAGUGAGGAUAAGCUGGUUGAGGAAGGUGAUAUAGUUGAUGGGAAGGUGCUCUUGUUGUCUGCUGGAAAGAAGAACAAGAUGGUUGUGAGGAUAUCUUGACUACUCUUAUUUGUUCUUUAUAACUUAUUUUAGCCAUUGAGGAGAAAAGUAACGGUGUUGUGUCUUCAAAACUCAAAUGAGCUGUCUAUGAGCAUACAGAUUGUUAUAUUGGAGAGGUUGAACACACCUUUUUUUUUGCUCUAUUAAUUUUGUUCAUGAGAACUUUUUGUGUGCUAUCUAUUGGCUUUGAGAAUGACAGCUGUUUUCUCAUAUCAUGUUAUAGUAUCAAUCCUUUAGGGCUAGUUUGGAAGCAAGGGAAGGCAAACCCAGGGAGGAAAAACCUCUCAUGUAUAAUUAAAUAUCUUAAGGCUAGUUUGGGAACCCUAUUUUUCUAAGGGAUUUUAUAUUUUUACAGGAGAAAAUGAACUAAUUUCCCUUGAAAAAAUGGAAAUCCCUUGGAAAAAUGGGGUUCCCAAACUAGCCCUUAUUCAAAUAUUAUCUACAGGGAUUUCUCACCCUGGGAAAAGAGGGGGGUCCCAAAGGGAUUUGGGUUUCGAAACUAGCCCUUAGAGGAUCUUUUACCGCCAUCAAUAUCAUAUCAGGUGCUGUUUGGUUGGGAGUCAGAGGGAACGGGGUCAUCCUCUCAUCCCCCCAUAGUGGAAUAUCCCUAAGAUAUGGAGUGAGCCUAUCCCUUUGAUUCGAGCGGACUGACUCAUUCGCCUUCUUCUCGUGCGUGCAUGCAGGUGUGGAGGAUGAGCAAGAGUGCAUGCUCCAAGCACAGAUGUUCAAACGAGCUUUGGGUUCAGCAUAGACACGCAUAGGCAAUGUGAGCUCCAGCUUUGGCACUGGCACGCACAAGCGUGAGAUGACCUCCGGUUACAAUGAGUGGCCCAGUGUCAAGGGAACAAGGUGCAAGUUGAGACGCAGGCGGGCGAGCUCCAUCUGCUUGAACUGUGAGUGGGUUGGUGAGCUCUGGCUGAGCUGCUGUGUCGGUGGGGAGCGGCGCUAGUGAGGGGCGACGGUGAGGAGGAACGAAGAGGAGGGUGUGUGCCUGUGAGUGCAAAGGAAGAGGAGGGUGGGCGUCAGCAAGGGUCAUAGGGCGAGCUCCGGUGAGUGAGAAGAAGCGGUGUGUGGCUUCAACAAGCUCUUGGUGCAAGGAAGAAGAAAAGAGGAGGCUGACAUGUGGACCUCACAUGCUAGAUGCAUUGUCCCACCUUUUGAUGUACCUGAACCAAAUACGGAACAAGGAUGGGCCUAUAGGUGUACAUUUGUGCUGUGCCUAAUAGGCCGGCCCAAAGCACACAAUUUCUGGCACGGCCCAUAUCUGGCACGGCCCAACCUAAUUGUGGGCCUGGGCCGGCACGGCCCAUAUUGUGGGCCGUGCCGGGGCCUCAAUUCAAGCCCACGGGCCGGCCUGGCACGACCCAUUUAACUAAGGCCUACCGAGGCCCACUAAAUAUAGACUCAGUAUUUAACUAAGAUCCGUCAAAGCCCACAUGACUAGCAUAACUUGGAAAAUCUAGAGCUUCAAUAAGCCAUCGAGAACCAAUACCUAGAUAUGGAUAGUGAAUAGUGAUGAUGAUCAUUGUAUAUGUAUUCUGUAUGGAUGUAUAGUACUCAAUUAAACACUAAACAGAGAACUGAAUAUUAUUUGUGAGCUAGUUGUACUAUUUUUUUUCUUUCUGACCAAAGGUUUAUAAUGUGCAUCCACAAAACAUCUUAGUUUUAUUUUGGUCAUAUAUAUUUUAUACUUUUUGUUGAUAUAUUACUGUUGUAUGUAUAUGAGCCGGUCUGGCACAUUAAGGUAUUUUGGGCUAUUUGGGCCGGCCUGGCACACAUAACUAAUUGUGGGCCGUGCCGUGGGCCGAUGACUGGGCACACGUGCUGGCACGGCACGGCCCAUAAUUAGAUAUGUGCUUUUGUGGGCCGUGCCUUUGUGGGCCGUGCUUUUGUGGGCCUGUGCCGUGCCGGGCCAGGCCGGCCCACAUGUACAUGUAUAGAUGGGCCCAUCUCCCUAACGCAGACAUGAAACUGGAUCAUCCCAUCUUAAAAAUCAGGGUCAAAACUAUCCCAUCCCACUAUGUCCCAGAUCAAACAUAUGGUUAAUCAGUUUUGGGAAGAGGCUAAUGGUUGGUUUGUUAUUGGUGCACAGAAGAUUGCUUACUGCUUCGGUGCUUGCUGAUUGACAUAAUUUAUAAUUUAUUUAUACAGGUGAUUGUUAAGUGCUUUGACAUGUCAUGACACUAAUUUCCUAUUGCAAGUACAAAGUAUGCAUAUCGUCAAAACAUUGAUCAUGAAUAAAUGCAAAACAUUUUGCUUAGGUUUUGAUUUAAUACUGGUUCAUGUCAAAGUGUGGUGAAACUUAUCUCGUGUUAGUAUACUAUAGUGGCGUUGUUCAAUUUUUUAAUUUCAAAUCGGGUAAACCAUACAUGUACUGUUGACAUGCUAAAUUGCUAAUGUUCAUAUAUAAGGAGUUCAGGUGGCAUUUCUUUUUUGAUCUCAUAACUCAGUGGAAAGUUGCAUGCCAGUAUCACAUUUCAGAACUUCACUGAUCAUCAGUGUUUGACCAUAUAAAGUUGUCACUUUAUUCUCUUUCCUUAUGUUAUCAAUAAAUUAUAUAAAUGAUUGAUCAGAUUAUGUUCAGUUUUUGAACCACAAUGAUGUUGAGUUUUUUUAGUACUCCCUCCGUCCCAAAAUAGUAGGGGGCAAUUCCUUGUGUGCCAUAGGAAAUUAUACUCGUUCCUUGUGUGCCACUGGCCCCAUAUAUCAUACACACACAAAAAAUUCCAUAUAUGUCACUCAAUAGCACACAAGGAAUGAGUAUAAAAUUCAAUGGUACAUAGGGAAACUUUCCAAAUAGUAGUUGUUUUAGCUCUUAAUUUUUAUGUCUAUAUUCAAAUGGAAUCUAGACAUAUACCAAACAUAUACAUUAAGUGUUGCAUGAACCCACUAAUUUGCUAAAACGAAUUUUAUUUUGAGACAGAGGGAGUAUUACUAAAUGUACAUAUAGUUCCAUGUUUGCAUUUGGUUUAGUGGCAUCUUUUUUUCUGCCAGGUUAUUUGACAUAAUAAUCUUUUUAUAUGCUGGGUUCGAUGUGUACAUGAACCACAAAUUAGUAGUUUAGUACAGUGAACCCCCUCUUAUCAUUCCAUUGCAUAUAUAACAUGUGUAUGUAUCGGUGAAUGGUAGUCACCCUUUGUCUGUGCUUGAGUACAGGUGCAGAAACUGGAUGAGAUGGGCUAAACCUUUCCCUGAAUCUAGCUAACCUGCUGCGGUUGCCUUGUAACCUUGCUUUGCUGAUUUUUAUUUUUACUUUGACAUUUCUUUUGCAAUUUCUGCUCAUUCAAGGAUGUUGUGUCUCUUUUGCAGGUUGUCAAGUAUUCUUGGUGGCUAUGUAUUGCAACAAUAAUUUAAAUUGAUCAUUCUGUGCUGGGCGGGGUUGACAGAGAGUUAGAUGACGCUGACGUUGUCGUGGUAGACAAGUGUGCUACUGGUGAGGGGACUGUGAAGCUCCUGGAGGAGCUGAGUUGGUGCAUCCAGCUUGCCUUAGCCACCCCAUUGUCGACAACUAGGUACUCACCCUCAGCACACUGGAGCGUGAGACCACAUGCUGACACUCACUUGGAGGACUAAGAGAUGAGGUUGGCCACAAGAAACACUGCAUAGCCAGAGGUAGACCGAUGGGUGUCCGAGUGCUCAUGUCUAGAGGAGUGCUCGCAUACGGUCGUUUUGGUAGAGCGGGAGUAUUUCAACUAUGGUAAAUUUUAAUAUUUCAAUAUGGAGACUCCAA